Phytophthora sojae is the source of this 672-nucleotide messenger RNA. RefSeq lists its product as hypothetical. The record is from RefSeq and is a predicted model, not a curated record. The coding region runs from base 1 to 672 and encodes 223 amino acids. Lineage: Eukaryota; Oomycota; Peronosporomycetes; Peronosporales; Peronosporaceae. The transcript is spliced from 4 exons.
AUGCAGAUCCACGCCGAAUUCACCAAGGCCGUCAACACGAGCGUCAACACGAGCGUCAACACGAGCGUCAACACGAGCGUCAACACGUUCAAGGGCGUGUCGCUCGACAUCAUGGAUAUAGGGGCCUCCAACUGGAACCUGCCGUCAGUGGCCGGCGAUCUCACGUGGUGUCGUGGCCUGGUGGAGCGUAUCGAGCACCCGAUGAAGAAGCUGCGUGAGCCGAUGGAGCGCGAAGAGGCCAAGGAGGUCUACAAGGUCUACAGCACCAUCAUGGCGUCGAUGCAGGAGUACGAGAACCAGAAGGUGGAGGAGUGGAGUCGCGACGUCGAGGCGUCUUCGCAAUCUAAGCUCAAACGCGCUCCUUCGCGUCAACUUCGACCCAGUGCUCGCGAAAUCAAGUACUUGCGGCUGCUCAACGUUGAGGUGCCUCAGUCGGCGCUGCAGACCUCCGCCAAAGGGGAGAUGUUCCACAAGUGCCGAGGGGAGAUCAUGUACACCGUGGAGACGAACAACGCCAUGAUCGAGGGCGUUCACCCGCUGGAGGAGUCGCUGGUGCUGUCGCAAGGCCGUGGAAACCGAAAUGAGAUCGUGAUGAACCUCAAGGACAACCUCAACACGAUCCAGGACACACUCAGUGCCUCGAACGUGCCUCUGCUGGAGCUCCAGGCCUAG